CACCACACCACACCACACCACACCACACGACAAAACCAAACCCCAUAUAUCUUGCACAAUACGGGACCAAGAAAGCGCAAGAACGAGAGCGCGGAUAAAAAAACUAUUGAACUUUCUUGGAAUUCUUGUCGAACCAAACCCAGCACGGAACCUUCGUGAAACGAAGCCCAGUGACACCCCACAAACAGCAGCAGCAGCAGCAGCAGCAACAGCAACAGCAACACGAAUGGCAACAAGAACAGCAAUAAUAGCAAUAGCAAUAAUAGCAGCAACAAGAAUAGCAACAACAACAGCAAUAAUAGCAACCACUAGUACAACACACCAAACGAAAGCGUACACAAGAACAUGGACAAGGGCAAGGGAUUUGUGAAACAGCGGCGUUCUUCCCCGAUCGGAGCAGGCAAAGGCAGGGGCUCUUUCUCGAAAGAUUUCUCGAAAGACCACGACAAGGAUUUCCGGCCCGAGGAAUUCGAAUGCGAACGCGAAUUCAAGAGCGAAUGCGAAUGCGAAUGCCAGCGCCAGCGCCAGUGCCACCGCGGCAACAGCCCGAGGAGCAGUGUCGGCCCCAGAAACUGCAACAGCCCAAGGGGCAACCAAACGAAGCGCAGAAGCAACGGCAGCGGCAGCGGUCCCUUUGGUCGCCUGUGGUCGUCGGUGGCGAAAUCCAAGAGCUGUAAGGUUUUCUUCCGUUUCGUGGUGUUCCUCCAGCUUGCCUGCCACGUGCGGUUGCUGGUGUCGCUCCGGUCCGAGGCAGGAGCAGCAGCAGGAACAGGAGCAGCAGGAACAGGAGCAGCCACGGCUUCGGCAACCGCAUCCGCAAUGGCAAGCGCAAUGGCAAUGGCAACGGUGCCAUUUGCCAGCACGACGCCACACGACGAAAACGAGAGACCGACUCCUUCCUCGCUCCGGGGCAAGCUCCCAAACACAAGCACAAGCACAAGCACAAGCACAAGCACAAGCACAAGCAUCCACACAAAGCAGAAGCCCGUCGACUUUCUGAGGAUCGGCAUGGUCUACACCGACGCCGACAAGGCCAGAGACCCUUCCCUGAAAGACGCCGAGUUCCCGAUGGACGACGCCUUCUCGGCGACCUGGUGGCAGAGCACCGAGCGCUUUCUGGAGCUGGGCGUCCCGGACACCAUCGACGCCAGCCCGGAAUCGGCCUCCUGGAAGGUCUUCGAGGCCCACGGAUACGACCACAUCCGGGUGACCAGGGACUGGACGGACCUGGGCGUGGAGCACAUGUCCAAGUGGUGGAAGAUGGUCCUCGACGAGAUGAUUGUCCGCGAGGGCACCGGGGACAAGACCGUCAACAAGUUCGCGGACCGGAUCCUGGAAAUCUUCAAGGCCUACGUCUCCAGCAAAGACCGAAGCGAGGUCUGGAAGGCUUUUCGGUUCGGAAGUGGCAGCAACAACGACAACCACGACGACAACAACGACAACGACAACAACGAGUGGCUCGAGGUCUCCGGGUCGACCAUCGCCGUGAUUGCCUUUAUGAACAGCAAGAACUACCGGGAAGACGAGAUCCUAAAGUGGUCCCUGGCUUCAACGAUCCUCUCCCUCGCCCAGGUCGGAGUCGGCCGGAUCGUGGUGGCGAGCGCGGAGCUCGACACCGACGAGGCCCUAAUCAGGGAGGCCCUUUCCAUUGCCGAGCGGGCCAUGUUUGCCUGGGACCAACCCGUUGCCGAGCUGGCGGUCUGCGACACCGGGGACGCCACCACCGGCAACGACAUCAGCCCGAUCAACGUUCCGGCGGCAAGCCUCCUGCGGCUCCAGAAAAUCUUUCGGAACCAGGCAGAGGCCUCGGUCGAGGAGUGCUGGAUGGGAAAGACCAACACCAACACCAAACCCGCUGCCACCGCCACCACCGGGAGCAGCAGUUCCAACACCAACCGCCGCUGGAAGUACGUCUUUCUGGGAGAACCCGACACCCUGCUCACCACCAAGCCGGCUUCGACGGCCGCCCUGGCGAGGGAACUCAAGAAGGGAAACGUCCUGGCCCCCCACCGGUUCCAGCCGAUGCCCCACGAGGCCGAUUUUGCCGAACGCAGCGGCAACAGCAAACGCAGCGGCGACACGGCAAACCAUGCAAGCAGCGGCCUCUACAUGAUCCCCGAGUCGCUCGAGGGGACCCAUCCGAUCACCAACGCCGAUCCCCUGCGCAACGAAAACUGGUCCUGCUGCGACGACGGCAACCACAAGGCCUACACCGACCACCCCGACUGCGGGAACUUUUGGUGGAUGUGCGGCUUUCUGGCGAUGCGGUGGCCGGGGGAGGCUCCCUACAAGGGCCUGGACGAAUCGCCAGAGACCGCCUUUGAAAGCAUCCUGGAAGGCUACCCGCUGGUGCGCCUGGAGGCCGGGACGGGGGUCGUCUUUGCCGGGGCCGAGUCCGGCCGGAGGUGCCUCCCGAGGGCCGGCCCCUGUCCGGUCCCGGACCGAAGCGAACGCGAACGCGAAAGCGGGCCCUGACAACACCCAAACCAACCAAACCAACUCUACGGAAUGUACAAUGUAAUAGAUUGAUGCAGAUGAC
This is a messenger RNA of Pseudo-nitzschia multistriata, 2539 nucleotides long. NCBI's taxonomy places the organism in Eukaryota, Bacillariophyta, Bacillariophyceae, Bacillariales, Bacillariaceae. The record is from the annotation of a GenBank genome assembly.